UCAUGGCCAUUCUUUUUAUGUCCAAAGAGCUUGCUCUGUUUGCAGUGGCAUUAACACUCACCGCAACAUCAGCAGCAGCUCAAACAAAACCAGGAUGCCAAACGCACUGCGGAACCGUAAACAUCCCGUACCCUUUCGGCACAGGCCAAAGCUGCAACAUCAGCAGCAGGAGACAUUACAUUCGUUGUGACAACACCACGGAUCCCCAUACGCCGUUCUUACGAUAUCCGGUCACGAUGGGCUACGCCGAAGUUCAAGUCCUCGACAUCUCCCUCGACGGUUACCUCCGCGUCAACUCGAGCGGCAACAUCGGUUCCGACUGCUAUACGUCAUCGGGACAUGCCUCGAAUUCGAGCAUAGGUUUUUAUUGGCUCAGGGAACUCGCCAUAUCUCACACGAGGAACAAGUUCACCGCCAUCGGUUGCGACACCAUCGCCUACAUCGACAGCUCCUUUAUCGGACUCAACUACUCGACCGGAUGUUUGACGUUCUGCGGCAGCGUAUCGGAUGUGAUAAACGGGUCUUGUUCGGGUAUCGGAUGCUGCCAGACGGCUAUACCUAAAGGGUUAAGGGGCUACCAGUUCAAUUUUGACAGCCGAGGGAACCAUUCCAGUGUGUUGAGCUUCAACCCUUGUAGCUACGGAUUUGUGGUUGAGGAUGGGGCCUAUAACUUCUCGGUGUCGGAUCUUUCCGACACCGAUUUCAGCAAAAGGAAAUUUCCGCUGAUUCUUGACUGGACGAUUGGGAACCAGAACUGCACGGAAGCUCAAAAUGACACAAAAAAUUAUGCCUGCAAGCAAAACAGUGAAUGUGUAGAUCCAGGGAACAACGAUGGGUAUUUGUGCAAGUGUGUCGAUGGUUUUCAGGGCAACCCUUAUCUCGGCUGCCAAGAUGUUAAUGAAUGCGAGACGCUGAAGCCCUGCAGUGGGGGUGGAAGAUGUGAUAAUACAGCAGGAAGCUAUAGGUGUUCAUGCCCAAGAGGGUUCAAGGGUGAUGGCUUGAAAAAUGGAACAGGUUGCAGCCCUUUAACCGACACGGUCGGUGAGGGCUUCUCCACCAUUACUGUCGUUGCACUAGUAAUUGGCUCAAGUUUAGGCCUGCUGAUUCUAAUUGCUGGGGUUUGGUUACUUUACAAGAAACUGGAGAGAAGAAAGAACAACAAACUCAAACAAAAGCUCUUCGAAAGAAAUGGUGGAUUAUUGUUCCAGAAAAAGCUGUCUUCAAAUGAAUCUGGUCUGGACAAAUCUAAACUCUUCACUUCCGACGAGUUGGAGACCGCUACCGAUCGAUUCAAUGAGAACCGAAUCCUGGGUCGUGGAGGCCAAGGAAAUGUCUACAAAGGAAUGUUGUCGGACGGGAGAAUCGUGGCGGUAAAGAGGUCGAAGAUCGUAAACCAAGAGUUCCUUGAACAAUUCAUCAAUGAGAUCGUUAUUCUCUCCCAAAUUGAUCACAGAAAUGUUCUGAAAUUGUUAGGCUGUUGCUUGGAGACCCAAGUGCCACUCCUCGUCUAUGAAUACAUCCCCAAUGGUACCCUCUCCCAUUUUAUCCAUGACCAAAACGAAGAUUACCCGAGGUCGUGGGACAUCCGAUUGCGCAUCGCGGCGGAAGUCGCGAGCGCGAUUUCGUACUUGCACUCGUCCGCGUCGGUCCCCAUUUAUCACCGAGACAUCAAGUCCAGUAACAUACUAUUAGACGAAAAGUUUCGAGCCAAAGUGUCGGAUUUCGGAACGUCUAGAUCGGUAAGCAUUGAUCAAACUCACUUGACUACUCAAGUGCUAGGGACCUUUGGUUAUCUAGAUCCUGAAUACUUCCAGUCAAGUCAGUUCACCGAAAAAAGCGAUGUUUAUAGCUUUGGAGUGGUUAUUGUCGAGCUCAUAACAGGACAAAAGGCGGUCUCGACGAUUGGAUCGCAAGAACGGAGAGGCUUGGUUUCAUACUUUAUGUCGGCGAUGGAAGAAGAUCGUCUGACGAAUAUCAUCGAUGUGCAAAUCCUGAAGGAUGGUCUAAAGGAUGAAGUGGUUGAAGUUGCUCAACUUGCGAGAAGAUGUUUGAACUUGGACGGGAGAAAUAGGCCAACAAUGAAAGAAGCGGCAAUGGAACUCGAGAGACUUAGAACUCAGAAAGGUGAUUGCAUCCCGACCGAUCAACCCAAACAAUUUGUGCGAAAAUCGAGUAAUAGUUGGGAUUUCAGUUCAUUCUCAACACAACAUGACACAAAUUUCAGCAUUACGUCUACAUCGGAAUCAGAUGUUCGUCCACUUAUGUUGGAUACAAUUUGAUUACAUCUCCGA
Messenger RNA from Hibiscus syriacus, 2291 nucleotides. Its product is annotated as wall-associated receptor kinase 2-like. Lineage: Eukaryota; Viridiplantae; Streptophyta; Magnoliopsida; Malvales; Malvaceae. Gene Ontology annotation, cellular component: plasma membrane. The transcript has 3 exons. Gene Ontology annotation, biological process: cell surface receptor signaling pathway; protein phosphorylation. Gene Ontology annotation, molecular function: ATP binding; polysaccharide binding; calcium ion binding. The record is from RefSeq and is a predicted model, not a curated record. The coding region runs from base 3 to 2279 and encodes 758 amino acids.